This is a messenger RNA of Salvelinus sp. IW2-2015, 604 nucleotides long. The record is from RefSeq and is a predicted model, not a curated record. Lineage: Eukaryota; Metazoa; Chordata; Actinopteri; Salmoniformes; Salmonidae.
AUUGAGGCAAUAGUGAUGACUGAGCUUUCUUUCUCCCCCAGUAUACCAGGUCUGUCAGCUCUGGGGAAGCUGGACCCCAAGGAGAGUGAAAUGAUCAUGGAGUAUUUCACAACACAGGUGCUGCUACUGAAGGAUAAGGAACUCUUGCAGAAAACGGUGAGAGAAGAGAAGAAACUGUUGGUUGAGAACGCUAAGCUGAAGAAAGACAUCUCUGACCUGAAGAUUCUACUGACUGAGAAACAACAGAAGAAGAAAGCCAAAGCAGCAGCCGCCUCCAAACUUACUGCCCCGGGGUCCACAGCUGCCCUGUCUGCCCCCGGCACCAACCCCAAACCUGGCCCCGGCAGGGAAAGAGAUGGGAGGAGGAGGAGAGAGAGAGAAAGGGGAGGAGGGAGAGAACAAAAUCUGAGUCUGCGUUAGAGGAGGAGCCUCGCAUGGACGUGUCUCGCCUCGACCUGCGGAUUGGUCGGAUCGUUGGCGUCCGCUACCACCCAUUGGCUGGGGCCCUUUAUGUCCAGGAAGUGGAUCUGGGAGAGCCCGCCCCCCGCACGGUUGUCAGCGCGCUACGACACAUUCCUAAAGAACAGGUAGGUUAAAGGUCACA